Molecule: messenger RNA, 1419 nt
Organism: Nylanderia fulva
Lineage: Eukaryota; Metazoa; Arthropoda; Insecta; Hymenoptera; Formicidae
Gene: heix
Product: UbiA prenyltransferase domain-containing heix
Biological process (GO): menaquinone biosynthetic process; vitamin K biosynthetic process
Cellular component (GO): endoplasmic reticulum; Golgi membrane
Molecular function (GO): prenyltransferase activity
Source: RefSeq, a predicted model, not a curated record
AACUGUGCCUCUAUACUUAUCUAUAUUCUUUGGUAUGGAUGUCAUUCUCACCACUUGCAUUACUUUUUCAAGUCAUUUUGUAUGUUAGCAGUCUAGUGUUAUAUAGAAGUCUGUGACCAGAACACAAACUUAACACCAGCUUAACACCGAACAGACCUGAGGUGUCCAACAGAGACAAACAUUCAUCGGAGAAAUUGAAGAAAAAGAAUAAUUCGUACCGUCAUUCGUAUUUUUCUUCAUGAUGCCGAUUAAACAGACGCUGACGUGUUCCUCGAACCACAAAUGAUUUCUACGAUGAACCAACAUCGAGAAGUAAAACAUUUUAGUUGCCUCAGAAAGCGUCUUAACCUAUCUUCAUCUUUGUCUAUUUGUAAAAAAUUCUCAGUAUUAUACACAAAACAUGAUGUCCAAUGGCAUUUGGAGCCCAACUAAGCAAAUCGAGAAUAGCUCUAUGGCGAAUAAUGUGCAUCACCCAACAUCGUCAGCUUUGAAUCCACUUAUGAAGUUGUCCUCCUAUUUUCUGGCAGUUCGACCAUGGUCACUCAGUGCAUCCCUAAUGCCAACGCUUCUUGGAUCUGCACUUGCGUAUCGACUUACAGGUCUAGCAAGUUUCAGUUGGAUAACACUGAUCCUUAUCGUACUCAUUGUACUUUGUGUACACGGUGCUGGUAACGUAGUGAACACCUAUUUCGACUAUGUGAAGGGUGUCGACAGCCGAAAAAGCGAUGACAGAAUACUGGUGGAUCAUCUAUUAUCCAAGGACGAGGUGGUCUCGUUGGGAGUUUUUUUAUAUACAACCGGUUGCAUGGGAUUUGUCCUAUUGACGUUAGUCUCCCCCGCGAAGAUGGAACAUCUGGCACUUGUGUACUUCGGAGGCUUGUCCUCCUCCUUUCUCUACACAGGAGGCAUAGGAUUGAAAUACAUCGCUCUGGGCGAUGUACUUAUUUUAGUUAUAUUCGGUCCAAUCUCGGUUCUAUUUGCGUUCAUGGCGCAGACCGGUCACGUUGAACUAGGGACGAUUUAUUAUGCUAUUCCGCUCGCGUUGAACACCGAAGCUAUUUUACACAGCAACAACACGAGGGAUAUGGACAGCGACAGAAAGGCGGGGAUUGUGACACUAGCGAUUUUGAUAGGCCACACCGCGUCCCACGUUUUAUAUGCGUUUCUACUGUUUACACCAUAUAUAAUUCUUAUAGUAUUGGCAUUAAGAUAUUCAGUAUGGUUUUUACUGCCGGUUAUCACUCUGCCGACCGCCUUUAAGAUAGAAAAGGAAUUCCGAAAUCCACAUAAAAUUCAAAAUGUGCCUAAACGAACAGCCAGAUUAAAUAUGUUUUUAGGUAUUUUGUAUGUUAUCGGUUGCCUGCUUGUGAGCUCACUUCCUUAUCCAUAAUAAAUAUAUUUAUAAAGUUUAGACAUUAA